AAUUUUGCAGAAUGAGUUUUUCCAAAACAAAAAUUGACCAAAAAGAAUAUUUAAAACGGUAUCUAUCUAACGACAAAGAUAAAAAGAAGAAGAAAAAGAAGAAGGAAAAACAUGCAUCUGGAAAAGUGAAUGUAAAAAUUAUCGACGAUGACGACGUAGCUAACCCACAUCAGCUGCAAAAUGCAGACGAAUCAGACCUGUUUGCUCUCGGAGAAGAGGCACCACAAAUUGUUGGUAUCAUUGACGAACGUCCACCGGAGCUAAAGGCAAAGGAAGAUUUUAACACUAGCAAAUGGAAAAAACUGACCGUUGACGACGAACAUAAAGGGAACACUAGAAGUGAGACUUAUUUGGAGAAAUGUCAAAAAAGAAACCCACCCAUUACAUCAGAGUGGGAGAGUUCAAAACGGCGUCGUGAUUCGGACGCAAGUCCUCCAAGAAGAAAAGCUGAUCGCAGUCCUGCGGGGAGAAAAGAACCUUUGGAUGGCGAGCCGAAGAAAAGAUAUGCUCGAAGCUCUGAUUCAGAUGUAAGUCCUCCCAGAAGAAAAGCCGGAAAUUCUUCCAGAGGGAUUAAGUUGGAAUAUGAUUCUGAGCAAUCGAGAAAGGCUUCAAGUAGUAAUUCCCAUCGACAAUAUACUGAAGACAGGUCCCGAUCAAUGCGACGACGUUCAGACGACAGUCCGCGUAGGAGUCAAUCGGGGAACAAGCAUCGCGGGUAUUUGGAUCAUAGCCCUCCAAGGCGAGGGCAAUCUUCAAAGGAAAGAUCCACUCAAAGAAGGCGUGAUUCCGACGAAAGCCCACCUAGGCGCUCCCAAACUGCUGCUUCUGAUCAAAUUAUUAAGAAAGAACGAACCGUUUCCAAAUCGCGGAGUCGUGCACCGGAUAUAAGGCACAUAAAACAGGAAGUUGUUUCAUCAGACGAAAGUCCUCCUCGUAGAAGAGUUAUAGAUUCAGAUGAGAGUCCCCCUCGCCGAACAGAGCGAAGAAAACCGGACACCCCUCCAUUGGUGGCACGUAUCAAAAAAGAAAGGGACUAUGAUUCUAGAUCUGAAGCAACGAAAUCUAAAAAGAUGGCUACCACGUUAGAGGGGAAAAUUGCUGGCCUCCAAGAUGCCAAGGCUAUGAAGAUUGAAAACGAGAAGUUCCGUCGAAGAGAAGCGGAAGCCUACGAGAAUAUGUCUGCCGAAACAUCCGGGAGGUAUGCAAAAACCGUAGUUCGCGAAAAACGUGGUAAGCGACGCGAGGAUGUUGAGGAAGAACUGCGAAAAGAGUUUGAAAAGCGUAAACGUGACGAGAAGAAAAAAGAAGUUUACAGUCGAUGGGGAAAAGGAGUGAAACAAGUUGAUGAAUACAAGGCUCGAUUGGAAGAAGCUGCUCACGAGAUGAAUAAACCCUUGGCAAGAUAUGCAGAUGAUCAAGAUUUGGAUGAAUUUCUGAAAAAACAGGAUCGUUUAGGAGAUCCGAUGUUGGACUAUAUACGCAGUAAAAAGAAGGAAAAGACCCGUGAAGAAGGACGUCCUGAAAAACCUACAUACAAAGGCUCUUUCAUGGACAACAGAUUCGGUAUACGUCCUGGUUAUCGUUGGGAUGGCGUAGAUCGGUCCAACGGUUUCGAGAAAAAGUGGUUUGAAAUGCAGAGCAAGAAGAAGGCUGUCGAGGAGGAAGCUUACAAGUACAGUGUAGAAGAUAUGUAGCUGUGUAUGGAAAGUAUAAGAUCGAAAAGUAAUAGAUAUCUAUUAUUUUCUAAAGAUAGCAUUUCCUCCGACAAAGGCAUCACGGUCCUGAAUUUGAUCAAAAACUGCCUUUUUUAUGUACGCCACUAAUAGGUACGGUGUCAAUAUCAUUGAAUAAAAAU
Sabethes cyaneus is the source of this 1855-nucleotide messenger RNA. Its product is annotated as BUD13 homolog. The transcript is spliced from 3 exons. The coding region runs from base 12 to 1694 and encodes 560 amino acids. Lineage: Eukaryota; Metazoa; Arthropoda; Insecta; Diptera; Culicidae. Gene Ontology annotation, cellular component: U2-type spliceosomal complex; RES complex. Gene Ontology annotation, molecular function: RNA binding. The record is from RefSeq and is a predicted model, not a curated record. Gene Ontology annotation, biological process: mRNA splicing, via spliceosome.